UCUAAAAUGGUGGCAACUUCGUAUGAAUGUUCAAUCAUAAUGUCAAAUAAAUGUUAUUUACAAACACCAUAAAAAAUGAUUAUACUUAAAUUAAAUAAUAAAGAUCGAAUUUAUACGUAUAUGAGACAAUGCUCAUAUAUGGGGUUGAAAAGUGUAAGAAGCAAGAGAAAUAUGUGUUGUAUAAUAAUCUAUACAUACAUACUCUAAACACAUAGUGAUAAUAACCAUGAUGAUUAGAAAAGAGGCACUAGCGGUGAAGAUGGAGAGUAGGGAAAAAGGAAAGAGAGAGUAGAGAGAGUGAAAAUGAAAGAGGAUAGAAAAAGAGGUAGAAGGUAGAGAAAAGAGACAGGAGAGAAUAGGAAAGAGGUAAAGAAGAAAUAUAUUCAGGAUAUUAUUCCAGUGUGGCGGCGCUUGUGCAGUUUAGAGAGCCGCUACGGCGGUGAUUCGAGCUUCUUAUCGGCCUCGAGAAGAGCCGUAAGGAAAUAAGAGAACUAAAUAGAGGAUAUAUAUAUAUAUAUAUAUGUACCGAUGGUCGUCUUUGGGCAGCACGAUUAUGAGCGCGAAAUAAAGUAGCAUCAAUAAGGAGUGAAACGCCGCAUGGUUCCACCUCCGCCGUAUCCAAGCGUGGCAUAUCACAGACGUGUGUUGAAGCGGCGCCAUAUAUACGAUAUAUACUACUCAUAUUCAUUCCUUAGCGAGUGCGGCCAAGUGCGGCCAAGUGCAGCAACGGUGACGGCGACGGUAACGGUGACGGUGACGGUGACGGUGACGGUGGUGGUAGUGGUGGUGCCAGCAGAUAGAAAAGGAAAAGAGAGUGGAACCACAAUUGCUCCUUUCUAUCCUGGAUGGGGGCGAGAAAAAUAGCCGCGACGCGACUCUGAGAAAGAAGAGAAUAGUUAGAAGAAAGCAAGAAGUAUAUAGAGGAAAGGAGAAGAAAGAUUGGUGAAUGCGGCGGGGUACUUUGCCUGCACCCGUGCGUGAAUCACGCUUCCGAGGCGCCCGGCUGUCCCCCGUCUUCGAGUAUACCCCAUCGUCGCGACAUUGACCUGUUCGAGGACGCUGUCCGUUCUUUAACGAUACCAACAUUCUACACGGAGAUUUUUUUCUCCCUUCUUUCCCAUUUUGGAGUAACCUUUUAAGAGUGACACCCACAAGGUGGGAGGGGAAGAGGCAUCUUUCUAUUCGUUCCGAUCCAUGUCUUCUACCGGUUUAUCUAAUAUCUUCCCUAUUCUCGACUACGAUACGUAAUAUACUCGUAUGAAUAUUCAUUUGAAAAGUUCGUCACUUAAUUCAGGAUAAGAUCAUUUUUGUAAUAUGAUAGUAGUGUUCAAUGAGUCUUAGUACCAGUGUUAUUGCCACCAAGAUUUCUAGUAUACUGUGAUUAAAAGAAGGUCUAUCAUUUCUAAAACUUUAGGAAGUAAGAUUGUUGAUUGAACUUUAACAAGCAUAGCUGUGAAUUAUUUCUAUUUCUAAAUAAAAUAUUAGAAACGCAGCCACGAAAAAUAGACUGGCAACUAAGAGAAAGAAGCAGGUGCAAUAUGUCAGACGAAGAAGAUAAACCUCCUGCACCUCCUGUACGGCUGACAUCUAAUAGAGGUGAAUCUGCACCAAAUUUGCCAGUGGAUAUGCGCCCACUACCAAAAGAACCAGAUUCAGAUGAACGUAAGAAAAAAACAUUGAAAGGCAAAAUGAAGACAAAAGAAAAUAAAGAUAAACCAAAUAUAAGUUAUCCAACGAAUUUUGAACAUACGGUGCAUGUUGGAUUUGAUGCUGUCACUGGUGAAUUUACGCUGCCAUUAAAAGGAAUGCCAGAGGCUUGGGCAAGACUUCUUAUGUCAAGUAACAUUAGUAAACAAGAGCAAAAGAAAAACCCACAAGCUGUCUUGGAUGUUUUAAACUGGUAUGAUAGUAGCAGUAAAGAAACAAAAGGUUCUAAAUACAUGACUACAACUAAGAUGGUUGGAGUUAUAGAUAUCAUUCAAACUGCACACCCAGCUCCAAUAGAAAGAGCAAGUAGUCCGCGAAGUAUGGGUGUUACUGUUGGUACAGGUGUAGGAAAUAUUCGUGGACAGGCAAUGUCUCAGGCUUCAGGAAGCUCUCACUCUCAGCAUUCAUUGAGCAGAGUAAGUAGCAGUAGUCCCAGUAGUACACCAACUGAUGCUUGUGCAACUAGUUCUGAACAAGAAGAUGAACCACCACCUCCACCUAUUUCUGCGAGACCAGAACGUACAAAGUCAAUAUAUACAAAGCCUAUAGAAGAAGAACCACCCCCACCAUUGGCAAUUACAUUGGGAUCACCUCAAAGAAAUGGAACACCACAACAACAACAUCAAUCGCAAUUAGAUAGAAAUAAAAAUCAAGCAACACCUACAUCAACUACGACUGAUCAAACGCGACCAGCACAAAGUGAUAAAGCAAGAAAAAAGAAAAUGUCGGAUGAUGAAAUACUAGAAAAGCUUAGGACAAUUGUAAGUGUAGGAGAUCCAAAUAGAAAGUAUACAAAAAUGGAAAAAAUAGGACAAGGUGCUUCAGGUACAGUGUAUACAGCGAUUGAAACAUCAACAGGAAUGGAGGUUGCAAUAAAACAAAUGAAUCUUUCACAACAGCCGAAAAAAGAAUUGAUAAUAAACGAAAUUUUAGUUAUGCGGGAGAAUAAACAUCCGAAUGUUGUAAAUUAUUUGGACAGUUAUUUAGUGGGAGAAGAACUAUGGGUAGUGAUGGAAUAUUUACCUGGUGGUAGUUUAACUGACGUCGUGACUGAAACUUGUAUGGAUGAGGGCCAAAUAGCUGCAGUAUGCAGAGAAGUAUUACAAGCAUUGGAGUUCCUUCAUUGUAAUCAAGUUAUACAUAGGGAUAUUAAGUCUGACAACAUCCUACUUGGACUGGAUGGGGGUGUAAAGUUAACUGAUUUUGGAUUUUGUGCACAAAUUUCUCCAGAACAAAGUAAAAGAACUACAAUGGUUGGAACUCCAUAUUGGAUGGCACCUGAAGUAGUUACAAGAAAGCAAUAUGGUCCAAAGGUAGAUAUAUGGUCAUUGGGAAUAAUGGCUAUUGAAAUGAUAGAAGGAGAACCACCAUAUUUGAAUGAAAAUCCACUGAGAGCAUUAUAUUUAAUUGCAACUAAUGGAAAACCAGAAAUUAAAGAGAAGGAUAAAUUAUCUGGUAUCUUUCAAGAUUUCUUAGACCAAUGUUUAGAAGUUGAAGUUGAAAAACGAUCUGCAGCUUCAGAGUUAUUAAAGCAUCCUUUUUUGAAGUUAGCAAGGCCACUAGCCUCCUUAACACCUUUAAUUAUGGCAGCAAAAGAGGCUGCUAAAGGUCAUUAAAUGAGUAGUGAAAGACUAUGGUCGAAAGUGAUCAUAAAUAUGACUAUGUGAAAGAAUAACGAACCACCCUCCCAAAACGGAAACGGCACAAUAAUUCAAUAAUAUAUAUGUAAUAAAUAAACAUAUAUAAAUAUAUACAUAUAUAUAUAAAUAUAUACAUAUAUAUAUAAAUAUAUACAUAUAUAUAUAAAUAUAUAUUAAUUAUAUAUAUAUAUAUAUAUAGGUCAUAAAUAGAUAGAACUUAUCCGAUACGCGAAGAAUAUCGAGAAAUGGUUUCAAAGUUUUUAAAUUGCUCGAGUCUCGCAUGUUGUGAGGAGAAAAAGUUAAAUCAGAAAAACUGUGAACGAUCUGACGGCAGAGACCUUAUUUACCUCGGUGAUGUGUAUUGAUUACUAAAAAUUUCUAGUGUCAAAAAUUAAACAGAUAUUGAAAAAUGAACGAACAUAAAUUGACGUCAAAUAUUGCCUGAAAAAACUUUUUUAUCAACAUUCAUCAUCAAGGAUAGAUAAGUGUUUGUCAGUUAUUUUCUAAAAAUGUAAAAAUAGUAUUAUUGACUCUAAAGUUGAAGAUCAGAGUUAGCUACAAACACACAUUAUUUAUAGCAAGGAUCUUUAUUAGAUAAUACCAUAAACAAAUGUGAACAAGUACAUAAGAUUUAUUCUAAUACAUUAUUAUGGUUUGACAAAAAAGAAAUUGUAGGAGAAAAAUAAAUUGGUCUUCAUGUCAGACUUAUAUUUUUCGAACGAAGUUAUAAAGAGCAGAGCAAUAUGUUUUCAAUCCUUUUGUCUGUCAAUAUGACAUAAAUACAUAUAUAUAUAUAAGCGAUAGCCUAACUUGUUUUAAACAUUCUCAAAAGUCACGUUCUUAUAAUCAUAUCUUAAUACGCAGAAUUAUAUUUUUAUUCAACUAAAAAUGCUUUAAUUAUUUUCUCUUAUCUUGGAUAUCACAAUGGUCGCAUUUUGUUAGUUUAUAUAUAUAUAUAUAUAUAGUAUGGCUAAUUGAGUUAUUUGUGUUUUGUGCAGUUAGAAUAUUCAUUUUUGCAAAUCAUGAUUACUGUUUUAUAAUAUUAAGAUAAACAAAAGUAAGUACUUUUUCUCAUUUGCAUCGCGAUAAGACACGUUAAGAUAUAUAAGGUCCUCUCUUUACUAAAAUAUGUUAGUUAAUAAGAACAUCCUUAUAUGGACAAAUGUUGUCUGGUCAAGUGUGUUCUUCAUUACAGGUCAAAUCUAACUAUUCUUAACGUGUCUUAAAGUAAAUGAACGGAUGAUCGAUGAAAUUUUAAAACAAGGUUCAAAUGUAGGAGCAUUUUGUGACACUAUAAAGUGCCUGUUGUCAUGUUUAGAAGCAUGAGUUAUUCAUGCUAGAUUCCUUAUAAUCUUGAACCAUUAAAAUGUAUCAUUUAUUUUGACGAACCAUCAGAAACCAACAUGUAAAAUCAAGUUAACGGUUAUAUACAAGGUUUCUAAAUGGUUGUACCAUAUUAAACAGAGCAACUAAAAUGUCUUUCCUAAUUGUAUUAUAUUUUCAAAGUAUCAUGUCAUUACAAUUAAAAUUAUCUAUAUAUUUAGUUUAAGAAACUUAGAUUUUGCAAUUUCUGUAAUUUUUAAUAAUUUCAUUAUAUAUAUAUAGGGUUUCGUCAUAUGCGAUUUUUGACACUUAAAAUAACAUCAUGAGAGUAAAAUAAUUAUUGAUACAAGAGAAAUCACUGAUAUAUUACAUAUGAAAUGAAAAGAUUAAACAAAAAGGUAAAAAUUUAUAUUAUUUCCUUAAAAUGAAAAAAAAACGUAAGGUAUUUAAUAUUCAGCAGUUUUAUUCUUCCAUAAAACUAUUAAUAAAAAGCCUGAUUAGUUUUUUAAUAACGAUUAGUAAAGUUUAAUUAAAAAUUGACAGACAAAAUUACUCGAUUUAUAUCGUGUUAACGAACAUAUUUAGAGUCAUGCUAAAAUUGGGAAAGAUCCUAUUUUUUUAAAAUCAAGGACUAUAAAUAAUAUAAUGUAUUAUUUUUGUGUGUCAGUAUUUCAUGAAAAUAAGCAUCGCAUAUAUUCAUUCUUUUUCAGUAAUCGCUCUAAAUUAAUUGAAAGUAAGUGAUGUUAAGCAACAUAAAAAAAGGAAAUGACUGCACAUCUAGUAUUAAUCAUCAUGUAAACGAAUUUAUAAAUUAGGAUCCAAAUAAAUUAGCUCGAUCAGGAAUAACGAGCGAGGUCUUGCAUUUUCACAAAUAUCUUUUAAAAAGGAUCAUAUAUACAUCCAUUUUGUCUGAUCGUAUUAUUAUUAUGACAAUUAUAAAAGAUACAUAUUUCUCUCAGUUCAUAGCUAUUUACUGUUAAGAUUUAAUUUUAAAUGAUAAAUCGAGAUGCAUUGAAUAUAUAAAAUAUACUUUACCAUGUCCAAAUUUCAAAAUACUAAGUGCAUUUAGAUGCACAAUUGUUCGCAAAUGAUCAUCUUGUUAGUGAAUCUGUUUACAUAAACAAAAGUACAAAGCUUGUACCAAAAUAUGCCUUACUGUAAUAAAAAUAUAUAUGUAUUCUAUUAAAAUAAAAUAAUUAUUAUUUUUUUGAUGCGGCAAAAGAUUAGAUGAAUAAACUAAAUAGACUUUGAGAGUAGGGAUUAUAAAAUGCAUGGAUAAGUAUUAUUUUCUAUAAUUGCAUCUCGAUUAACGUUCCAUGUGCAUUUAAGUAUUUACGUAAGAAACGUAUUAUUGUCAUUUUGUAAGUAUAAAAUAGGUUCCUACUAAAAUCAGGUUAAGUGUGUAUAUGCAUGCUUGCGUGCUUAUGAUGUUUUUGAAAAUGCUUUGAGAUCUCUAAAUGAAAGAACCAGGCCUAGUAACAAAGAUACUAUUUUACUGACAAAAAAAAUAAGAAAAAAAAUAUUGGUCAAAGUACAUGGUUUCCAGUCUUUUAUCAAAACUAUUUGAUUUUAAAAAAACAACAGCUAAUAUAUAUAUAUUUGCUUUUAAAAGGUUUUUAGUAAUGAAUGAUUUCUCAGGAAAAUAUAUAUCUAUAUAAACGAUAAAGAAAUCCAGAAAUUGAAUUGAAACGGCAGAUAAAUAAUUAUUGUAAAGAAAAAAGAAAAAAAAUAACGCCUAGAAUUUUACGUAUAUAUUGUACUGUAACACCUUUUAGUUUGUUUUAAAAUGUUACAAUAUAAGGAAACAUUUUGUAA
Polistes canadensis is the source of this 6485-nucleotide messenger RNA. RefSeq names its product serine/threonine-protein kinase PAK 3 (gene Pak). The transcript is spliced from 10 exons. The record is from RefSeq and is a predicted model, not a curated record. Lineage: Eukaryota; Metazoa; Arthropoda; Insecta; Hymenoptera; Vespidae. Bases 1539 to 3323 code for a protein of 594 amino acids. Gene Ontology annotation, biological process: protein phosphorylation; regulation of MAPK cascade; regulation of axonogenesis. Gene Ontology annotation, cellular component: cytoplasm. Gene Ontology annotation, molecular function: ATP binding; protein serine/threonine kinase activity.